CUCAAACUGGCAACACGGAACAUGUCAAAACAAAACAGUCCGCGUAAAAACGGUAAAAACCGAAGCGGAAGUUGCAUCGUUCGCAUUUUCUCAGAAGUUUCUGAACGUGGCUCUGUGUCGCAUAAAAUCGUGAAUUUUGCAAAGCUGACGCAAUAUGGCUGGCCCAAAUUACGGUAUGCCUGCAUUCCAUAGAUACACUAUGGCGGAUCUACGACCCACCAUGCCGGAUCCUCGCUGUGAUCCUCAGUUUCCACUGGCAAACUAUUGGCCGGUUUACUUGGGCAACUUCUGGUGUGACGUCUACCAACAGCACGCAGCCAGGAUUCAGGAAUACUUCGGCUCCAAAGGACUGCUUGUGCGAAUGGUUUUUGGUCGGAACCCGGCCUGCGACCCGUAUUUCUACGAACAGCGGCGGUGCAAUUGUUACGAUUUCCUCGUAUAUUUUGUUUCCCGCCAGGAUGCCGAAAAUGCGGUUUACUAUUGCAAUCGGGAAAUGUACUACGGCCAUCGUUUGAACGUUCUGUCAGGCCGCACGCCCGCGCCUUUCGAUACAUCGACGAGUGCCAAGCAUACGCUGGCUCAACCUGAUCGAAUGAAAAUAACAGAACAAGGGUUUGAACGCUACAUCGCUGACACCGCCGGAGCUCGAGUCAGGUGCAUUGUGAGACACUCAAAAGAAGACUUCCUGGUACAGUAUGCAUCCUUCGAAGAUCGUAACAAUGCAAUCAAAAAUUGCAACAUCGCAAUGCCUGGACUGAUUGCAAUCAGUCAAACAAAGCAGCGUUUCCUGGAACAAAGUGUCGAAAUGGAGAUCAUGCAAUGGGUCCAAGAAAAUCCGUCAUUCAUGAACAUGCUUCCGCCGGAUAAUGUUUUGCAAGCCUUGCUGAUGGGACAUCUCCAGAAUAUUGAUCAAAGCUGGAAAACUGUCGUGAAGGUAGACAGGAUUUGGGAUUUGAAACUCCGCGGUAGGAAACAUCAUAGAAGAAGCAUCGAUCGAUCGAUCUCCACUAGAGCCAUGCAGCUGUUUGGUGUAGCGUGCUCGUUUGUCCACCUAGUUACGGAACAGGUAGCGCAUGAGCGUCAACAAAGAAGGGAACGAAGAAAAGCAAAAAAAAUCAAACGUCGGCAGGAAAUCAAAAAAUUCAUCAAAAAUCCAUUAAACAGGUGAGAAAGUGAGAAAACGACUUAAACUCUGCCAUACUUCGCGUUACACUUUUUUUUAUCCGUUAUUACAUUUGAAUUCGACUGAAAUAAGAACAUUAUCAACUGGACUCAAUAUUAUUGUUCAAACGUAAAAAAAUGUAAAAAUGUAAAAUGUUUUACAAAUUU
This is a messenger RNA of Armigeres subalbatus, 1329 nucleotides long. RefSeq lists its product as uncharacterized. Lineage: Eukaryota; Metazoa; Arthropoda; Insecta; Diptera; Culicidae. The transcript has 3 exons. The coding region runs from base 155 to 1168 and encodes 337 amino acids. The record is from RefSeq and is a predicted model, not a curated record.